This is a messenger RNA of Rhodamnia argentea, 1197 nucleotides long. Its product is annotated as probable carboxylesterase 17. The transcript has a single exon. NCBI's taxonomy places the organism in Eukaryota, Viridiplantae, Streptophyta, Magnoliopsida, Myrtales, Myrtaceae. The record is from RefSeq and is a predicted model, not a curated record. Gene Ontology annotation, molecular function: hydrolase activity. Bases 110 to 1039 code for a protein of 309 amino acids.
CCCCAGUGACACUAUAUAUAAACCUAAGCCUCCUUCCAAGUUUUAUAAUCUGAUUUUUCUUCUGAAUGCUCAGUAAGCCGUGUGGACUAGCUCAAACGUUUCCAACAAGAUGUCCAUUGAUGCAGAAAUGCCCGUUUUCCUUCGAGUCUUGUCCGAUGGAUCCAUCAAGCGCUUCGUGCCCGAAAUCGCCCCCGCCUCGAAUGAUUCCUCCGCUGGGUAUUUCUCAAAGGAUGUGGUGAUCGACACGUCCAAACCGAUAACUGCAAGAAUUUUCAUCCCCAAUGCUCCUGCUACUUCCUCGGCCCGCCUCCCCGUCCUGGCGUAUUUCCACGGCGGCGGCUUCUGCAUCGGCUCCACAACAUGGCUGGGCUACCACCAUUUUCUCGGGGACCUCUGUCUUGUGGCCCAGUGCAUUGUCUUCUCGGUGGACUAUCGAUUGGCACCCGAGAACCGCCUUCCCGUUGCCUAUGAAGACUGUUACGCCUCCCUGGAGUGGCUAAGCCGCUCUAAUGGCACCGACCCUUGGCUCAAGCGUUCCGACCUCUCCCGCCUGUUUUUGUCUGGAGAUAGCGCCGGGGCGAACAUAGCUCACCACGUGGUGAUCAGGGCGCUGCAGGACGCCACCUGCCCCAUGUCCAUCGCAGGGUUGAUGUCGAUACAUCCGUACUUCGGCAGCAAGAGAAGGACCGAGAAGGAAUUGGCAGACGAAGGCGGCAAGAACGUCGGUUCGAACGACUUGUUCUGGAGACUGAGCAUACCGGAAGGCUCGGACCGCGACUAUCCAGGUUGCAACUUCGAGAUGGCAAGAAUGUCGGCCGACGAGUGGCGGCGGUUCCCGCCGGUGGUGGUCCACGUGGCGGAGCUGGAUUUCCUCAAGGAGAGGGGGAUGAUGUAUGCAGAGUUCUUGAAGGGGCGAGUGAAGGAGGUGGAGCUGGUGGAGGCCAAGGGGGAGCAACAUGUCUACCAUGUGUUUCAUCCUAAAUCUGAGGCCACUUCUUUGCUCCAUAAGCAAAUGAGCCACUUCAUGAAGAGAUUUUAGCAUAUCUUAGACCGGUCAUUUAAACUAUUUACAUGUCUAUGGAAGUGGACCCAAUUUGAGGAAAAUCGGAGUUUCAAGUUAAAUCUCGAAAGUCUCUCGAGUUCUUAUUAAUUGUCUAGAGAAAAAUUAAUACGAAUUAUCUAUUUUAGUGAAUUUUC